Messenger RNA from Cladocopium goreaui, 5298 nucleotides. NCBI's taxonomy places the organism in Eukaryota, Dinophyceae, Suessiales, Symbiodiniaceae. The record is from the annotation of a GenBank genome assembly.
AUGAAAGGCCCGCAUUCUUUUGCAUAUCUGGCGAAUCCUUUGCGCAGUGUGUUGACUGCUUUCGCGUGCAAGGAAUGUGGUAGAUUCGACAGCGUGGGGUCUGGACCAAAAGGCAGGCCGGAACGAAUACAUCGUUGUCGCCAAUGUCGAGAGGAACAAUCCAGGAAGUUGGCCUACGCAAGCUUAAUCUAUGGUACUGGAGAGAAGUAUGUUCAGGGCGCUCUGGCCUUGGGCUUCAGUCUUGAGGCCAGCGGCACCUGGCAUGAGCGGGUGCUGUUGCACACCCAGGAUGUGCCAAAGGAGGCCUUGCAGCUGCUCGGGCAAUUGUGGACGCUCAAAGAGGUACCUUACAUCAUCUCUGCGGAUGACCUUCACAAGAGCGACAAAGCGCGCUUUCGGGAGGUCUUCACCAAGUUACACGUCUUCAAUCCAGAUGCUGUUCCCUUUGACAAGGUGGUUUUCCUGGACCUGGACAUGAUUGUUUUGCGAAACAUCGACGAACUCUUCGAGUUGCGGACGCCCGCAGGAAUGAGCACGAAGAAGAUGGAGGGUGUCUGCCGGCAGCAUCCUGAUCAUGGUCAGCGAUUGGAACCCAGGGAAUGCUAUGUCAAUGCGGGCACAAUGGUUACAGCUCCGUCCAAAGAGCUCUUCCAACUACUGGAAGCCGACGUGACUCAGCCAGACAAAGAAUGGCAUGUUGAAGGGUGGUCGCCAGAGCAAAAAUAUUUGUCCAAUGUGAUGGCUGGAGAGUGGACUCAUUUGAGCCAGCUCUACAAUUUUGAGGUUCAGGUACACAGUGGAGUUCCCAUCACAAACACUUGGAGCAACGCAGAGGUGGCCGAUGUUGCGGUGGCCCACUUUUCUGGCACCCUCAAAGCAUGGGACAAGAAACCUGGUGAGGAGUUGCCAGUUCUGGCCAGUGAUUAUAGCAGGUCGCAGUUUCAGAAGUUUCCCGCGGAAGUGCAGAGAAGAGCGAAGGCGCGGUGUAGCAUUCUGCAUGCAGAAUGGCUCAAGAUGUACGCCAUGGCUCUGAAGAGGUGCCUGGCCGGUCUACCUGCAGGCAACGGAUUACUCUCCUCCUGGAUGCCUCGGAUGUCGAGGUUCCUGCCAGGAGAAGAUGUGAUGGUGGAGGAACAGACUGAAGAACAGGAAGGGCUUCGUUGCAGGGCAACGGUUUUGCAGUGCCAACCAGAAACAGGAGGUGUCUGGCUUUGGCGACCUUCCUGGGCCACGGGUGAAGGAGGCUCCUGUAUCUUUUCAGCCUCGGUAUCUCCAAUGCCCCAGGGCGACGCUUUUGAUCUGGGCUCUCAGGCCAUCGCAUGGUUUGGUGAAGGUCAUGAGUUGGGUGUCAUCAAUGCCCAGUGCGGUGAAGACCGCUGGCUCAAGUUUCGGGAUCAUUCUGCUUGGCUCCCGGUGGGAUUGCUGAAGGAGAUUGACAUCCAGGCAGGUGGAGCUGCAAUGUGGGAGCUGCUGCUUGAGGUGUCCAAAUGGAAUCACAAGUUUACCACUUGGUCUGAGCUCCGAGAACGAUUUCCGGACUCAGCGAUUCUGGCGGGAGCGGGGCCUGAGACACUGACGUACAAUGAGUUGCAAGCUUUGGUGAAGGGUGUGCUGCGCCCCAGCUUCGCUGCGGCUGGGUUGCGUCCUGGUGACCGAGUGGCGGCCUUGUUGCCAAAUGGACCCGAGGCUGCGGUGCUGUUUCUGGGAAGCUUACUCUGCGGCCUUUGCUUUGGCCCAUUGGAUCCCCAACUCACCAAAUCUGAGCUGGAAUUUGCCUUGAAAGAUCUUCCGGCACGAGCUCUUCUGCUGGGUCAGUUGAGCUCUGUGGUUGCAUCGCUGGCCGAAAUGCUGGCGAGGGAUUUGGAUUUGAUUCGGUUACGCCUCGCUGGAUCUUUAUCAACACUCCACAUAGAGAUCACGACGUCGAGUGCCACGGCAGCGGAACAGCUGGUGCCAAGGUCGAUGUCGGAUGUGGCGUUGGCGUUGCACACCAGUGGAUCCACGCGACGACCCAAAUUGGUCCCGUUGUCCCAUGAAAAUCUCUGCAGUGGAGCCAUUUCAAUUGCAGACACUUUGAAACUUCAACCCGAGGAUGUGGUGAUGAAUUGCUUACCACUGUUUCAUAUUCAUGGCCUGGCAGUGAAUGUGCUGGUGCCAGCCAUUGCUGGAGCCACUUCGGUGUGUUUGUCAGGCACCUUUGAUGCUGUUGCAGCAAUCAAAAGAUUGGGCGCUGGUGACCCUGCGAUCACUUUGUACUCGGCAGUUCCAAGUCUUCAUCAGGCGCUAGUUACGUCUGUGAUGUCUCUAGAGUCACCCGAGUUUCCUCGGUUUCCUGCUCUCCGUCUGAUUCGCAACUGCUCUGCCCACCUACCGGCGGCGUUGGCAUCUGCCGUGUCAAGGAGCCUUGGGGCAGAAGUUCUUCCGACCUACGCCAUGACCGAAUCAAUGCCCAUUGCAUCACCAAGUCCGCGCCACGACAGGUUUUCGACGCAUCGGACGGUGGGUUUUGCUGCAGGUCCGCAAGUGGCCCUGUUGACGCAAGGAGAACUCGAAGCUUGGGGAAAGGGAAAGGUGGGAAAGAUGGAGGGAAAGAUGGAGGGAAAGGUGGAGGGAAAGCUAGUGGAAGAUCUCAGUGCAGGUUUGACAGGAGAGGUGUGUGUGAAGGGCUCUUGCGUCACACGUGGAUACGAAGCGCGGGGUCAUGAUCCCAACUUGGAUGCCUUUGUGGACGGCUGGCUGAGAACGGGAGAUUUGGCAACAGUAGCAGCUGAUGGUUUGAUACUCUCAGGACGCUGCAAAGAGAUUAUCAACAAAGCGGGUGAAAAGUUCUCGCCCAUGCAGAUUGAAGAUGUGUAUUUGCAGCAUCCCUCCAUUGAAGACUGCGUUGCCUUUGCUGUUCCCUGUGAGAAGCGUGGGGAAGCCAUUGGAUUGGCCAUCCAGAGUGAAGCGACCGAUCGCUUCGCAGAAAGGGGCAGCAAAGCACAAAACCCCUGCAAUCUCGACAGCUUGAGGAUGUUUGGCCGUCGCACCCAGGAGCUACGCAUCGUAGCGUUGCCAGACUGCCUGGUAUGGCUCCGGCACCUGCCACGCACGGCCACGGGGAAAAAGCUGCGGGUUGGCCUCGCGGAGAUCUUGGGGAUGCCCAAACUGCAGGGUGACCAUGGGGAAUGGUAUGCCACAGAUGCCACAGAUGCACUGAGAGAUUGCAGAGAUCCCAAAGAAACUGCUGGAUAUUUAUCAUCUUCAUCACAGACGAGGUCCAAGAAAUAUAUUCUUCAUCCUGCAGCACGCUUUGCAGCUCCAGAACUUUCACCAAAAAGCGGCGCGAAAAGUGUCUAUGCUUUGGUACGUCAAACAGCGAUGGAGUUGAUUCGAUGUGACUUCCAGGAUAACCAGCCACUGCUAGAUCUGGGAAUCGACUCAUUGAGCGCAACCAGCUUCAUCAAUUCUUUGGAGUCGCAACUGGACAUCAACCUGGCAGGAGAUGAAGGUGCUGUGGCCUUUUUGGACAAAUAUCCAUCGCUGGAGAACGUGCUGACGGCAAUUCUAAAAGCACAAGGAGUGGCAGAAAAGGACGACACAGUGGAUGUGGGGUCCAAGAUGUCCAAGAAGGUUGCUCAGCUUCGCUAUUUUGGUCCGGGCAGACCAGAUUUGAAGCAAUUCAUUGUAGAUACGCGAGAUCCAACUUCCCUGCUCUAUGCUGCACAACAUGGAAGGGAAGAGAUGAUUCGAAGUCGUUGCAGGGAGAGAUGUCCUGAUGAAGACGUGGAUAAGAACGGUCUCACAGCAUUGCACUAUGCAGCUGGCCGUGGUGAUAACAAAAUUGUGAUUCUCCUCUUGGAAUUGAAAGCUGGUGUUGACACAAGGAACAAGGAUCUACGCACUCCGCUGAUGUGGGCAGCACGAAAUGGUCGUUUGGAUGUAUGUGAAGAGCUAGUGCGAAACAAGGCUGAUAUCCAUGCUGCCAACAAGCUGGGGAUCAAUUGUUUGCACUGGGCUGCCUGGGGCGGAUCGCUGGAAGCUGUAGCGUUCUUACUUGAGCGGGGAGCAGACAUCAAUGCGGUGUGCCAUGCGGGAUGCAACGUGGCUGUUUGGGCAGCAACUGCAGGUUCCUUUGAUAUGUGCCAAUGGCUACAUGAGAAGCGUGCUGACUUUGCUGCAACCAACAAGAAUGGCCAUGGGGUCCUGAACAAAGCUGCAUGGCGAGGCCACAGUGAAAAGCUGGUGUCCUGGAUGUUGAGCUUAGAUGGCGUGGAAGCACAACUCUAUGCUCCGGACUGGGAGGGCGAAUUGCCAUACUUCGCUUGCAGACUGGCUACACGACGAGAUGUGCAAGAGAAGCUGUGCCUCAUGGCGUGCGUGGCCAUGGAUUCGGUGGAUGCUUCGCAAGCGCCUUGUACAGCUCUGGAGGCAGCACGACGACUCGUCGCCCCGAAGAUGACCAAGAAGAAACACGGAGAAUUCGAAGGCGGAGAUUUCUGGGAAGAACAUGAUGUUUUGCUGAAACAGGCCUGGCAGGAACGAGUACCUCUGCAAGCUUCGCUCUAUCGCUACGACUCAGCCUUUGAGGAGAAAUAUCUCCAUCCUUCGCUGCGAAGAGCCGCUGAAAAGGCUCGGGAAGGCCAGGAGGAAGAGGCGUUUGCACUCUUUGAGGAGGUCGUUCCAGGGGUCUUUGCCACAGAUUCUCUCUUCAGCGACAGAUUUCGUUCCGAGUUCCUAGACGAACUCGACAGCAUCAAUGCCUCAGGGAUUCCAACAAGGAGACCCAAUGGUAUGAACAGAUAUGGUGUGAUUCUGGAUGAGGUAGGCUUCAAGAAGAUGAUGGAAGGUCUGUGCAAAGAUUACCUUCAACCCCUUGCUGCCAUGCUCUUUCCGGAGCUCGUUGGGCCGAAAGAUGCCGAUGGGCACUAUGCCUUCACUGUGCAGUACGAGCCCGAUGGCGACACCGAACUCGCCAAGCACGGAGAUGCUUCCGUGGUAACGAUCAAUCUGUGUCUAGGCCCCAAGAAUUGGGAAGGCAGCAGCCUGCGCUUCUUUGAAAGUGGUGGUUCUGGCAUGUAUCAGUUGCCAAAGGGCAACGAAUCCGCAGGUGCCGGUGAUGUCGUUUUCCAUUCCGGCAUGGCGGUGAUCCAUCGGGGUCAGCAUCAACAUCAAGCACAGCAACUGCUCAGCGGUCAGCGUGUGAACCUGGUGGUCUGGCUGCACUCCAAAGAUGGCGUGGUGCGCAUCGCUCCUUAUGCGCCCGAGGAACAGAUGACAGUUGGACGACGAUGGCACACCCGUCACAUGGAUCUGUGA